Molecule: messenger RNA, 1750 nt
Organism: Physcomitrium patens
Lineage: Eukaryota; Viridiplantae; Streptophyta; Bryopsida; Funariales; Funariaceae
Biological process (GO): DNA repair
Cellular component (GO): nucleus
Molecular function (GO): metallopeptidase activity
Source: RefSeq, a predicted model, not a curated record
GCACUCUGGUGAAUUUCUCAGUCUCCAACCUGGAUCGGAGGCGACAUGCGUUGAAAUUGGGUUUUUGAAGAACUCCUCUCCAGUAUUGAAUUUUAGAUGGUCGAAUUGCUGUGUGAAUCUUCGUUGGCAUCUCACAUUUAGACAUUCAUUUUGUGAAGCUCCUUCUUGUGUUAACUGUCUUUGCAUGAGUCUCUUUGAGGAUUCCUGGUUUGGGAGGAGUGUGACGCAGGAUUUUGUUGGUUGGGCAGUGAGGUUUUAGUUUCAAUCUCAAGGGCUUUGUAUUCUUGGCUGCCUGAGUAUUUGUGAUGAAGAAUUGUUUGGAAGAGUAGUACUUUGUGGUGACAAGCGAGAGAUCAGUAUGCCUCUACAUUCGAUCAGCAAGGGUGACCUCGACAAGGUUUGGGAGAUAAGAACACUGAAGAAGGAGAAGGAUGAUGUUGCUCGGAGAUUGCUUGAGAUGGCGGCGAAACAAGUGCAACCUAUUAUGCGGAAACGCAAGUGGCAGGUCAAGCUUCUGUCUGAAUUCUGUCCUAGAAAUCCAGGGCUACUAGGAUUGAACAUAGAUCAAGGCCGGGAAGUAAGAGUUAGGCUACGGCCCUACGGUCGGGAGAAUGAAUUUUUUCCCUACGAGAGCGUGCUGGGAACCUUACUUCACGAACUUGUGCAUAACGAUUGCGGACCUCACGACGCCAAGUUUUAUGGACUGCUGGAUGUGAUUACGAAGGAAUGUGAAGAGCUCAUGGCAAAGGGCAUUUCAGGAACAGGCCAAGGUUUUGAUGCAAGAGGCCAACGACUCGGUGGCUACACUCUCAAUCCUCCCCCGACCAACAUGCGCGCAGUAGCGCUUGCAGCUGCUGAAAAACGCGCCAAGGCAGCAUCUUUCAUGCCUAGCGGUCCACAACGCUUAGGCGGAGAUAGUGAAAUCAUGAGGGCUUUGAGUCCUUUGCAGGCUGCUGCCAUGGCGGCUGAAAGAAGACUGCGAGAUGACGUUUGGUGUGCAGCUCCUACUACGACCGGGGGUGAUGGGCUCGAAAAAGCCAAGGAAAGGGAAGAUUCAACUUGUGCACAUCCUUUAGGUCAUACCCCAACUGACACAGAGCCCAGCAAAGUUUCUGUAGUGGAUCUGACCCUCUCCGACUCGGGAGAUUCAAGUAGGGAAGGUGGACGGAUAAGCACAGGAGAUUUUGGUGGUACUACAAAGCGGAGUAGCAGUAGUGCGGUUUCUGUGGAUCCUGUUCGAGAGGCUUCCAUUGUCAGAGCGCAGAAAAAAGGGCGCAGCAAUAAUCUGAGCACUUCAGACAGACUGAUUGUCGAGAGGGAUACCAUUUCUGGAGUUAGUGAGUGGCCUUGCAGUGUGUGCACUUUGUACAAUACGUCACUGGCACUUGCUUGUGCGGCGUGUGGGAACAGGAAAGAACAGCCUACAUCAACCAAAGAAUGGAGUUGUAAAUUUUGUACUCUUGCGAAUUCGGAUUUGUUGGAUACUUGUGAAGCUUGUGGUCAAUGGAGAUAUUCAUAUGGAGCACCUUCUGCUACGCGCGCUCCUAAUGUGGGUACUUAAGGAAGAAAGUUUUCAGAUUUUGCGCUAUUCGCAUUUAUUACUGAUUUUUGUUGCCACUAAGAGCAAGCAAGAAGUCUAUAGAAAUUAAGCAGUUCCAUUAUGUCAAUCCUCUCGAAACAAUAUGUCCAAUUUGUAUCUAGAAACUGUCAUUUGAGCUUGCAUAAGCAUAUCCUUCACAAAUUUAACAAA